Molecule: messenger RNA, 2007 nt
Organism: Malaya genurostris
Lineage: Eukaryota; Metazoa; Arthropoda; Insecta; Diptera; Culicidae
Exons: 6
Coding region: 307-1515 (402 amino acids)
Source: RefSeq, a predicted model, not a curated record
UCGGUAAAGUCGUGUUCGCGCCAGACAACGGAUCCGAUGGUGAAAUUGGCCAGUCUGGUGUGACAGAGUGCGAGAAGCCAAAUAGUACUUUUUUUUUUGGUUUUGGUUUUGCUUUUUUUUUUCAAGUGUGCUAUGCGCUGACGGUGUAAUUUUAAAGUGAUAAUUGUCCACCCACGCAAGUCGAACUUCGGUGACCGGUGUAAUACUCCUUGGCCGUGCGUUGUGCAGUCUGCACCACGGUUGGUGAGCGUACAGAAAGAAAGUGAAAUAUUUAAGUGACCUCGAGUGAUUGAGGUAUUUUUAUUCAUGAUGAUAAGGAAACGGCAGUUGAUAGCGCUGAUGCUACUAGUGACCACCACCUGCAGCAGUGUGGCAUCGGAGCAAACCGUGAAAGCGGAAAAUAAAGCGUCAGUGGACUCAUCGGCAAUCUUGGAAAGUCUCCUGUGUGCGGUCAGAUCUAACCCGUGGCUUUGCAUACGACAGCAGGCUGGACGUAUGCUGGACAACUGGGAGGAUAUCCUCGAUGCGAAAAAGCGCGAAAUGAUGGAGGAUGCCGACAAGGAAUGUCAGCAACGUUCCCUGAAGGAUGAUGCUAGGAAUAGUCCCAAAGUGACUCCAUCCGAUUUGAUAAACCAAAUCGAAGAUGGGCUUGGAACUAUCUCAGACUACGUGUCAGAUGGCGUAGAUGGAAUCGUUUCGGCUAGAAACCAAAAAUCCAACGACGAUCAGGCUAGUCCCAAAAAGCACCUGCAUCAUAUCCUGAAAUUAGGUAAAACUGAUUACAACGGUACCAGCCAAGGUCUUGCACGAACCGCGGCGGAGUUUGACGAUGGCAUUGCCGCCGUGGAGGAUGGUUUGGUGGAUUAUGGAUUUGACGCCGGGCUGGAAAAAGCAAUUGGUAGAGGCAAGCGAGUGGGUGACCAGGAUAUAGGUUUCGGUGACGAUGAACAUCAUGGUCAUGGUGCUGGAGGUGGGUCCGAAUCCGAAGCAUCAGAAUCAAAUACCGAUGAAGGCUCAGAAAUCGGUCGCAACGAUGGCGGAGGCGGAGGAUUUUUCCGUAAGAGGAAGGGCAAGAAGAAGAAGACCUACAUCAAGCUGUUCAUGCUGGGAGCCGCCCUGAAGGGUAAAAUCGAGCUACUACUGAAGAUUCUCUCGUUCCACCUGCAGCUGAAGUUCUUCGCCAUUGCCGCCAUCGGAUUGCUGAUCAACAUUGGCCGUUUCUGGUUCGACCUGAAGAAGCAGCCGCAACCACAAAAAGUGAUCUACUACGAGCAUGCCCAGCACCAGCAUCACUACGACGACCACGGAGAUGACUACGGCGGCUAUUGGAAACGUUCGCUGCACGGAAUUCGUGACGAAGAUGGCAGCUACUAUUCCCACGAUCGGAGCGAUCGCCCGGAGGACGGAUAUCCUCAGCAUCGACCGGUCCACUAUGCCCCAGUGCCAAAUAGUCCCAGCCACUAUCCCUACGAUCCGCACACCAUGGCGUAUCAUCAGCAGCGGCCAUAUGCCUAACGGGACGGGACUCGUUGCUGCAGCCAACCAAUCCCGCAUGGGUUGUGACGCUACAGGAAGCAAUUUUUCAUCAGAUCAUCAUGUCAUCCGCUUCUCCUUUCAUCAUCCAUCCAUCCAUUUUGUACAAAUUUGUUGCAAGCCAGUCACAAGUUUCGUUAUCCAAUCUUUUGGAUCGUCGAAUUGUUCUAAUUGUUUGUUGACGUUUGUUUUCUCUAGAUAAGUGUGCAUUGUUCAAAACUAGACUGCUUAUUUCCAUUAUGUAUUUAUUUAUUUAUUUAUUGAAUAGUAACUUAUUUAUUCUUAAUAACUUUUUUCACCGAACAAAGUAGGCUGGUUUUCAUAGCAUAAACAUAAUUGAAUCAACCGUGAUUGUCAUCUGAUCGAACAAUAAAACAAAUUAGGAAUUAAAUUAAACUAUGUUGCUGUUCUCCUGAAAAACCCUGUAAAAAUUCACCCAAUUGUGCCAUGCAGAUUCGACGAGCUCUGCCGAUU